This is a messenger RNA of Archocentrus centrarchus (flier cichlid), 2084 nucleotides long. RefSeq names its product cyclin G2 (gene ccng2). The transcript is spliced from 8 exons. The record is from RefSeq and is a predicted model, not a curated record. Bases 155 to 1159 code for a protein of 334 amino acids. Lineage: Eukaryota; Metazoa; Chordata; Actinopteri; Cichliformes; Cichlidae.
GCUUUCUCAACAUCAACAAAGGAGAGAAAAAGAAAGAGAAGAGGAGCAGAAGAAAAAUAAGCCACGGCUGGACAGAUAUGUGGGUUUAACUGACAGAAACAGUGUCAAUACUGUGGUAAACAGAAGGAUCACUUCCUGCAGUGCCAGCUGAAACAUGGAUGCCUUCAAGCUGAUGAAGGAGCUGAGGGUGAAUUACGAUCAGGAAGUGCAUUAUCUCCCCAAAGUCGCGGGACUCGUCUUCAUUGAAUCCACAGUGCCGGGUGACAGUCGGAUCUCAGCCAAAUGCAGAGAUGCCAAAGUGGAGGAUCUGUGGAGUCUGACCAGCUUCUUUGGUUAUAGCACACAGACAUUCGUCCUGGCUGUUAACCUGCUGGACAGAUUCCUCGCCAUGAUGAGGAUCCAGCCCAAGCACCUGUCCUGCGUCAGCCUCAGCUGCCUCCACAUGGCAGCCAAAGUGACGGAGGAGGAGUGCAACCUGACGCCCACUGACGAGCUCAUCCGCAUCGGACAGUGCCGGUUCACCGUGUCCGACCUCGCCCGCAUGGAGAAGAUCGUCACCGAGAAGCUCAACUUCAAGUCCAAAGCUGUCACCGCCUUAACCUUUCUGCACCUGUACCACGAGAUCGCACUGUCGCACUGCACUGAGAGGAAGGAGACGCUGAGCCUGGAGAAGCUGGAGGCUCAGCUCAAAGCCUGUCUGUGCCGGAUCGCCUUCUCCAAAGCAAAGCCGUCCGUCCUCGCGUUGGCACUCCUGAGGCAGGAGAUCGAAGCUCUUCAGUGGGAGGACAUGUUGGAAGUAGCCUAUUACAUUCAAGCACACCUGAAGAUCGCUAAUGUCGAGCUGAUGCUGUGGAGCGAGCGCGUGGCUCAGUGCCUGUCGGACUACGCCUCCCCCGAGUGCAGCAAACCCAACCACAGGAGGCUGCAGUGGAUCGUGUCGCGCCGGACCGCCCAGAACCUGCACAGCUACCGCAGCGUCCCCGAGCUGCCCACCAUCCCCGAGGGCUGCUGGGAUGAGAGCGAGAGUGAGGACUCGUGUGAGGAUAUGAUGAGCUCGGGCGAAGAGUCUCUCAGCAGUUCUCUGGGCAGCGAUGCUGAAGGGUCCUUCUUCCCUCCUCACCUCCGUCGCCAAAAACAACGCCAAUACCUCUUUGCCUGAAGCCUCCGCCGCCCCGUGCCUCGCCGUCUCCACCACCUACCGCUCCGUUCCCCCCCCUUCAGCUUAUUCACCUGCCGUCUUUAAUUUAUUGUUCAAUAAGCUCUGGUGCUGGUGGAGAAGAGCACAUCUGGCAGCUGAGCAGUUAGAAAUCCUCCAGGUAGAUUUGAUAGAUCUUUCUGUAGUUUGUAGAUGUGUCGGUGCAUGUUGAGAUGCUACAUUCCAGGAUGCCAGAUUAUUUUUUUUUUUUUUUGGGGGACACUCAAGUGAUGAUUGGCAGAUAAACUCUGAUCAGUCUGGUCUUCAAGGUGCUGAGCUAGCAGACGCACGCAGAUCUGCUAAGAUGUCAGAUCAGACCAGCAAAGUGAUCUCCCAAAACCUGUUUUUAUUUUAGAGAACAUCUCUGACUGUUAUUAAUCCAAGACUGUUUUCUGAGUUUCUGUGGCGUACAGAAGCUGAGAGCAGCAGCGGUCACAUUUUCUCUUUUUUUCUCAGCUGAUAAAUCAGGAUUUUAAACUAAAUGGGAGAAAUCUAACGAUGUAACAGUGUUGAGCUCUCCACAUCAGACUGAAAACCUCCCGACCGUGGCUGCUCCGCUCUUCUGUUCAAGUUUAAUUUGCACAGUUUUAUUAUUAUUAUUAAUAUUAUUUUUAAUUCAAUUUCAAGUGUUAAAUAGUGGAAGUGGAGGUUGAAAACAUUUAAUGAGUAUGUGUUUAUGGAUGUGUGUAUGUAUGAUGUUGCCAAUGUUAGGAUGUAGCUUAAAGGAAAAACAGAAAGUCUGUUUGAAACAAAUAAUACUGACCGAGAGUCAAAAAAAAGCAGAAAAAUGUCAAAAAUGUUCAUACAAAAACAUGUAAAAGUGUAAAUGCUGUACAAAAAAAAUGUUUAUAGUUUUUUUGUAGAUAUUAAGUUAUUUAUUUUCUUUUGU